UCGAUAGAAUCUGAUAAAAGGCAUCCGUUGACUUUUCCACAUCCUCUGUAUGGAAAUAGAAUUAGCAAACCAAAGAAGCUUUUACGAUAUCAAAACCCGUUUUGAGAGUAAAAUUGAGUCGCCGUUUUAUUUGAUUAAGUUUGGGGAUUCACAUAUAGUGCAAACACAGGACUGACAAGAAUCAAUAACCUAGCUGCUUACACAGACUUUUCCUGUUUGACGAAAGGAAGAUAUUUGUGUCAACAAAUACGCGUCACAAUAUCUCGAAUGGUUCUUGUGAAGCAGUAAGUUUCUUAACAAAUAAUUCUCGCAUUCAAUUAAGCCCUACCAGGCUACAUGAAAGAGGAAGUACGACUGCAUAGCUGCGAGCUUUUGAUCAUGCAACGUCUAGGAAUCGUCUCCCUCUUGUCCAUUUUAAGCGUGAUAGAUCCCAUACAUCAAACGGACACAAAGUUUUAUCAGAACCGAAUUUUCAAGCCAGCAGAUGUUACAUUAGGGGGUCUUUUUGAUGUCCACUUCAAUGGACCCAACGAUGACUGCGGCGAGUUGUUUACUAUGGGUCUUGGCCAUGUCGAGACCAUGUUGUUCGCCAUUGAACGCGUCAACAACGACCCUACCAUCUUACCAAACGUCACUAUCGGUUAUGACAUUCGAGAUUACUGCGAAAACGCAGCAAUAGCCAUGAGAAUGGCUAACGACUUGGUUCAAAACACUGAUGCAGUCUGUCGGGAAGAUAAGAACCGCACGUUGGAUGACAAUUCUUCAACUGCGCAGCCAGUGGUUGCUCUGAUAGGCCCGCACGACUCGGCAGGCGCUGUUCUGGUAGGAAGUCUUCUCCAAGUGCACGAAAUCGCUGCAAUCAGCCCUACAGCCACAAGCCACGAACUCAGCUCCAAAAUGUACCAGGACUUUUUUCGCACAAUCCCUUGCGAUAUGUGGCAGGCGAGAGUCAUGGCCGACAUUAUCGAGCAUUUCAAAUGGACCUACAUCGCCGCUGUCGCUGUCGACGACUCGUACGGACGUCAUGGUGUUUGGGCUGUGGAAAAAGAGGUAUACCGACGAAGAACCUUUUGCAUCGCUUUUUCCGAGUUUAUUCCAAGACUAGACUACCAGGAAAAGCUCGUUCAAAUUGUUAUUAAGCUCAAACAACAGCAGAACAUUGGAGUCGUACUUGUGUGGUUAUCAGGCGGGUAUGCAAGAGCUUUUCUCCGCGAGACACACAAACAAGGCGUUCGCGACCGUACUUGGCUAUUUAGCGACGCUAUGACCGCCGAGGAAAGCGUGCAUCUUGACCCGCGCUUUGCUGGACUCGAUGGGUCACUUGGAGUUCAGCCUCAAGACUUCCGACACUUACCCUUUGAUGAACAUUUGAAGCACUUAACACGAAACGCAACAUUGAAGAGAAAUUCGGCAUGGUGGGAUGAGUUUUGGACACAGAUCUGUAACCAAACACUGUCUGAUUGUAAAGACAACAUUUCUUCACAUCAUUUGAUUAGGCAAUUUCGCAGCUCAUUUGUUCCGUACCUUUUAGAUGCCGUGUACGCAGUAGCUCAUGCUCUCGACAACAUCUACAAAUGCGUUGAACCGAACGGUCUUCUGCCUGAAGGAAAAUGUCCUGGUGUUAUACCCGUGAAUGUUAGAAAAAGCCUCCCAAACUACCUUAAGAACGUAAGUUUUCACGGAGCCACUGGCAAAGUGCAAUUCAACCAUUUUGGAGAUCGAUUAGUGGCCUCCUACCAUAUCAUCAAUUUUCAGCGAAACAAACAGCGAGAGAAAAAGUACGAAAAAGUUUUGGUUGGGUCUUGGAUGAAAGACAAGAAUCCACAACUAACACUAAAAUCAAAUGUAGUAUGGAACACACUUUUAAAUCAAAGUGCUCCGCGGUCAAUCUGCGCUAAAGACUGUUCUCCAGGAACCAGGCAGUCGCCAACCACGCCUUGCUGCUGGAAGUGUAUCAGGUGCCCGCUGGGCAGCAUAAGCACGCGUCACAACUCUCGUAAUUGCGCCGAAUGCUCACAAACACAGAAAUCGAACGAAGAACGAACGCGCUGUGUUGAUUUACCAAUACUACGCAUGCAAAUGAACAGUGUGAGUGGUGUACUCGUAGCAGUUUUCUCUGCUGUCGGACUCGUCCUGACAUUCAUCACCUGGGGCACCUUGGCGAGGUAUUUCAACACACCCGUAGCUAAGGCGGCCGACAGAGAAAUGAGUUUGAUCCUCUUGGUAGGGAUCACUUCUCUGUUUGUCAUACCUCUGUUGAAUCUCUCCGAAUCGGCCAACACAAUCUGCUGCUUCAGUCACUGUGGACGUAUGACGAUUUGGAUCAUGUCCGUUGCCGUGCUUCUUGUAAAGACGAUGCGUAUUGUCAGCGUGUUUCAAGGUCACAGCGUCGUGCGGAAUGCCAAGCCCUUUACCGCCAAAGCCAGUACACAGAGAGCUCUCCUGGCGACUCUUACCGCUGUUCAGAUAGGUUUAACGGUAGUUUGGCUAAUUACUGGCCCGCCUUACAAGAAAAUCACCAUCACUCAUCUGCAGCACAUUUCGAUUGUAUGCAAGGCAUAUUCUACCCUUAUUGGAAAAAACAUCUUGCUCGCAAACAUCGCGUACGGAGUUUUUCUGUGGCUGUUUUGUGUGUAUUACGCUUUCAGGGUGAGAAAUAUCCCCGAAAACUUCAAUGAAGCGAGGCGCAUUGGCUUCUCCAUGUAUAUUUUAUUUCUCUCCGUAAUAUCAUAUUACCCGGUAGCGUUCGCGAUCGAAGGAUGGUACAUAACUGUGCUUGAAUGCGCCACAAACAUUACCAGUGCCUUAGGCUUCUUACUCUGUAUUUUUGCACCGAGAAUUUAUAUAAUCCUGUUUAAGCCGAGACAAAAUACAGUGUUUGUUUCUAGAGUACAAGUUGCUAACUAUACGUUUACAACGGCGAAAUACAGCGGUGCACUUGGUAACGGUUAAAACAAAGAAAAAUUGUAAAGACAUAAUAGCGUCAGGCUGGUUUGAAUAUGUCUAUGCCCUCACUCCACUAAAAACAUCGCUCUAUUCAACAUCUCUCUCAGACUUACUUGGAAACUAUUUCAAUAUUUUGGCUUUCGAGAUUCUCCAAACACGAGAUUGAUAAACUUACCUCUGAACAGUACUGUCAGGCUAUAUACACAACCCACUCGGUUUUUGUAAAAUCUUGGUAUUUUCUGGGCCGUACGGGAUUUGAACCCAUGACCUCUGCGAUUUCAGGUCCUAUUUUCAACUACUAGUUCAGUAGUGUUCUUAGCUGCGAGGAUCUCUUAAAUUCGUCUCUUCACCGCAGUACAAAUAUAUAUUAAUUUCACAUAUCUAAAAUCAUUAUUCAUCACUUGGAUGGUUUAUUUGGACCCAACUU
Molecule: messenger RNA, 3373 nt
Organism: Pocillopora damicornis (cauliflower coral)
Lineage: Eukaryota; Metazoa; Cnidaria; Anthozoa; Scleractinia; Pocilloporidae
Product: extracellular calcium-sensing receptor
Biological process (GO): G protein-coupled receptor signaling pathway
Cellular component (GO): membrane
Molecular function (GO): G protein-coupled receptor activity
Source: RefSeq, a predicted model, not a curated record